Molecule: messenger RNA, 3084 nt
Organism: Talaromyces proteolyticus
Lineage: Eukaryota; Fungi; Ascomycota; Eurotiomycetes; Eurotiales; Trichocomaceae
Product: putative cytoskeleton assembly control protein Sla2
Exons: 9
Coding region: 1-3084 (1027 amino acids)
Biological process (GO): endocytosis; actin filament organization; clathrin coat assembly
Cellular component (GO): clathrin-coated vesicle; actin cortical patch
Molecular function (GO): clathrin light chain binding; clathrin-cargo adaptor activity; phosphatidylinositol-3,4-bisphosphate binding
Source: RefSeq, a predicted model, not a curated record
AUGUGUCUGAUUUCCUCGCUAGGAAAACAUGUGCGGAGCUGUAUCGUUUAUACAUGGGACCACAAGUCCUCUGCUGCCUUUUGGGCGGGUAUGAAAGUCCAACCGAUCCUCGCAGACGAAGUGCAAACCUUCAAAGCUCUUAUCACGAUCCACAAAGUUCUUCAAGAAGGCCAUCAGGUCGUACUUGAAGAAGCUCAAAACCAUCGGAAUUGGAUUCUUAGUCUGACGAGCGGUGUCGGGUCUGAUGGCAUGCGGGGAUAUGGUCCUUUGAUUCAUGAAUACGUCACCUUUCUGCAAUCUAAGCUAGAAUUUCACGGCAACCAUUCAGGGUUCAAUGGUCUUUUCGAGUACGAAGAGUAUAUCAGCUUAAAGUCUAUCAACGACCCGAAUGAGGGCUACGAGACUAUCAGCGAGUUAAUGACUCUUCAAGAUCAAAUUGAUAUAUUCCAAAAAUUAAUCUUCUCUCACUUCCAACUUGGGACGAACAAUGAAUGCAGGAUAUCCGCUUUGGUACCUCUGGUUCAGGAAAGUUAUGGAAUUUACAAGUUCAUCACUAGCAUGUUACGAGCGAUGCAUACGACUACUGGUGAUGACGAGGCUCUUGAACCUCUUCGCAGCCGUUACGACGCACAGCACUUCCGUCUAGUUCGCUUUUAUUAUGAAUGCUCGAAUCUGCGUUAUCUCACGAGCUUAAUCACCAUCCCUAAGCUCCCACAGGAUCCUCCAAGCCUGCUGUCCGAAGAAGACGAACAACGCCCAGCACUCCCCAGACGACCAGCGAAGGAGACUGAGAGAGAGGCUACUCCACCGGCCAAGCCGGCAGCUGUAGAACCAGAACCAAUGAAUGAGUUCUGGAAUAACGAAGCCAGGCGUCAGCAGGAAGAGUUUGAGGCAGAGCAGCGACGGCUGCAGCAGCAAUGGGAGGACCAGCAGCGUCAACAAAUGCUCGCCCAGCAACAAGCACAGCGCGACUUUGAGGAGCAACAACGACUACAAGCUGAACAGCAACGACUCGCUCACGAAACGCUUCUUCGAGACCAAUAUGCACAGCAUACGCAAGGCCGGAUGGCUGAGUUGGAACAGGAGAACCUCAACGCUCGUGCGCAAUAUGAACGUGACCAGCUUUUGCUGCAGCAGUACGACAAGCGGAUGAAGGAUCUCGAGGAGCAGUUGAACAAUUUGAACAGCAACAUCAAUUUGCAGAUGAGCUCAAAAGACGAUCAAAUCAAGGCUCUACAAGAGCAAGUCAACACAUGGCGGACCAAAUACGAGGCUCUGGCGAAGUUGUACUCGCAAUUAAGACAAGAACACUUGGAUUUGUUGCAAACAACAAAGGCCUUGAAGCUGAAAGCCGCUUCUGCACAGGAAGCCAUCGACAAGCGCGAGAAGCUUGAGCGGGAGAUGAAGACGAAGAAUCUCGAGCUUGCUGAUAUGAUUAGAGAGCGUGAUCGUGCCCUGCAUGACCGGGAUCGCUUGACCGGAACUAACAAGGAUGAGCUCGAGAAGGUCAAGCGGGAGCUCCGGCUUGCUAUCGAGCGUGCUGAGAACGCAGAGAGACAGAAAGGCACUGAGAUUUCCUCCAUGUUGUCUAAGUAUAAUCGUGAAAUGGCAGAUCUGGAAGAGGCAUUGCGGAACAAAACCCGUGCCCUGGACGAGUUUGCGUCAUCUAGAGGCGAGCUCAGUGAAGAUCACCACACUGCCCUGCGCGAGAAGGACGAGGAGAUUGAAGUUUAUAAAUCUGGUAUGGAGCAAGCGCUCAUGGAGCUUGAAGAAUUGAAGAUGAAUCAAGGAGAUGCGGACCAUGCCCUUGACUCCCAAAUCGACGAAGUUCUGCAUGGCACGGUUUCCAAAAUCAACGAUAUCAUCGACUCGGUUCUUCAGAGCGGUGUUCAGCGCGUUGACGACGCUCUUUAUGAGCUGGAGUCUUCCAUGCAAGCUGGUAACCAGAAUGCAUCUCCUCCAUAUGUGCUGUCUCAGAUUGAAAAGGCGUCUGCCUCCGCCACUGAGUUCUCUACUGCAUUCAACAACUUCAUUGCCGAUGGUCCCAACAGUUCUCAUUCCGAAAUCAUCCGAACAGUUGCUAUCUUUGCUGGUUCCGUGUCUGAUGUCUUGAGCAACACGAAGGGUCUUACUCGCUUUGCGACCGACGAUAAAAGUAACGACCAGCUGAUUGGUGCUGUCCGUAAGCCCGCACUGGCAACUAUCCGCUUUUUCCGUGGCUUGCAGUCAUUCCGUCUGGAGGGCCUUGAAUCAUUGCAGAAGACAGACGUUGUUGUCAACAACAACCUCGAGGUGCAGCGAGACCUCCAGAGCCUUUCCAAGCUCGUCGAUACCUUUGCCCCCAAGGGCAGCAAGAUCAGCACAUCUGGCGACCUUGGUGAUCUUGUCGACCAGGAACUCGAGAAGGCGGCUAACGCGAUCGAUGCCGCUGUUGCACGCCUGGCCAAGUUGCGAAACAAGCCUCGCGAUGGUUACACAACUUAUGAACUCCGCGUAAGCGACACUAUCCUAGAAGCUGCCCUCGCAAUCACCAGUGCCAUUGCCGAGCUCAUCAAAGCCGCAACCGAAUCCCAGCAAGAGAUCGUCCGCGAAGGCCGGGGUAGCUCUUCUCGAACAGCCUUCUACAAGAAGAACAACCGCUGGACGGAGGGCCUGAUCUCUGCAGCCAAGGCGGUUGCCACUUCUACGAACCGACUGAUCGAAACGGCCGACGGGGUUAUCUCCGGCCGCAACUCCCCUGAACAACUUAUCGUCGCGAGUAACGACGUUGCCGCCAGCACAGCGCAACUGGUGGCUGCGUCGCGCGUCAAAGCCACGUUUAUGAGCAAGACACAAGAACGGCUUGAAAGUGCCAGCAAGGCCGUUGGUGCAGCCUGCAGGAGUCUUGUUCGUCAAGUCCAGGAGAUCAUUGCGGAGAAGAACAAGGAUGAAGGCGAUGCUGUUGAUUACUCAAAAUUGAGUGGACACGAAUUCAAAGUACAGGAGAUGGAGCAGCAGGUCGAAAUUCUCCAACUCGAAAACGCACUCUCACGAGCUCGCACGAGGUUGGGCGAGAUGCGCAAGAUUUCGUAUCAAGAAGAGUAA